Protopolystoma xenopodis is the source of this 888-nucleotide messenger RNA. NCBI's taxonomy places the organism in Eukaryota, Metazoa, Platyhelminthes, Monogenea, Polystomatidea, Polystomatidae. The record is from the annotation of a GenBank genome assembly.
AUGGGUGGCGAGGUCGAAGAAGUCCGUCCUGAAGAGGUGGUCACACCUUCGGCCUACUUGCUCUUCUACGAACGCCAGGACCGGCAUCCAGCCACCUUCUUGCCGAAAAGCUUUGGCAAUCUAGUUGAUCAGCUGCGACAAGGACGUUCGGAGCCUUGUGCCUCGGAAGGUGGUCACAAGUCUCCUUCUUUUUCGGACACUGCAGAAGUCGGUGCUACAGCCUCUGCUUCCACCAUCUCUUUUUUUAGAGGCAUCAGCUUUUCUGGGUCCUCGCCUGAUAUAGAUUCUAAUAUGGCUGCACGACUAGUUCAUCUGGUGGACGAGAUGCAUCUGCGGCAGCACGCUAGCCGAGCCGAAUCUGAAGCACCUCGUUCUGGCCAGCUUUUUCCAGUUGAACAGAUUUCUUGGCCUACUGGAAUGAUGAUGAUGAAGGUGCUGCGACAGAGUCAACAACAUGCUGGACGGACAGACGAAGUUGAGGGCGUCGCUAAAGUGGACGACUCGUUGUCAUCACCACCAGCCCGGGUGAAUCUACACUCGGUGGCAACUCGUGGUGCGUUGGCCGAUUCGUUGGACCAGAAGGCUCAAAUGCGACUUCUGAUAGAGGAGAAAGCAAGCACCCUGCCAAUGCGUACUCUAGCAAGGCGGCCCAGCGGAAAGGACUUGGCUCCAUCCCAGACAGCCGGAUUGACCUCAUUUUCGUCUUUAUCAACAUCACUACACUCUUCGAUACCAGAAGAAGUGGACGGAAAGGCCAAAGCUGCCAAAGUAAGAGCAAAACCUCCUCAAACUCUGCUAGACUUGCAGGAAAAUACAAUGAUACUUCACAACGAGAAAGUGGAUGAUUCAUUGCUCUCAUAUGCUCAGAGAAGGACGGAAGCCAACUAA